Cynara cardunculus var. scolymus (artichoke) is the source of this 1077-nucleotide messenger RNA. RefSeq lists its product as uncharacterized. The coding region runs from base 25 to 330 and encodes 101 amino acids. Lineage: Eukaryota; Viridiplantae; Streptophyta; Magnoliopsida; Asterales; Asteraceae. The record is from RefSeq and is a predicted model, not a curated record. The transcript is spliced from 2 exons.
AAAGAAACAGUCGCCGAGAUUUCCAUGGAUAGAUCGCCGACGCCACCGCCCCCGCCGCCGCAACCACCAAAGGAAUCUCUUGCUCGAGGUUAUAAAUUCGUCUGGCGUAUUCUUCUCAUUUCUAACCUUGCUCUCGGAGCAUACAUAUUUACCAGGCCAAGAAAGAAAGAAGCAGUGAAAAAGGAUAAGAAACCUACAGAAAUUCAAUCUGCUCCUGAGAUAAAAAUCAUCCCUGAUUCCGAAGGAGUUGUCGCUACCCCUGCCUAUGACCCCGAGAAUAAACCAAUCCCGAUUCCCGAAAACCAAUGGUCGAAACCGUUCAAAUGGUAGUUACAAUAGCUCGAGAACAUACCCCCGGGAUCCAGAACUGUUUUUAGUUUUUACUCUUCUCCAAUGGUUUCUCCCAGCUCAUCAGUGGGCUCGACGAUUAUCCAAUAGCCAAAACUAUAGCCUUAGUCCUCUUUGUUUCUAGCCUCAAAUCUUCUUUUCUUUUCUUUUUUUCAAAUUGUUUAGUCUUUUUAGCAAGAUUUCUAUUUCUCCCACUUUUUGCAAGCCACGGUUUUCACGGAAACAGUUGCUCUGCACUAUAGAUAGAAUAGAUGAUAGGUCUACAGACGGGUUUGAUUUUCUUUGGUUUGGUACCACAAAAUCUUGUAGGUUUCGUUUUGAUCUCGAGUUCAUCACUUUUGAAUUCUUGACCUUUAUUCAAACUCUUCAACUCAGUUUCUUCACGGAAACAGUCGCCCUACUGAUUGUGGCAGAGUACAAGUCUGUGUACAUCCCAACUCCUUAGACCCUACAUUUGGAUGAGAUAUACUGAGUUUGUUUGGUUUGAUUUUAUUUAAAUUUUGCACCGUUUACAAAGAUUGUGAAGGAUGAAUUGUAUCGACUAUUUCACCUUGACGGGUUUAACGUAGUCAUCGGUUAAUGUGGAAAUCUUCCAUAGAUGUUUAGGUUACAUCUCUAAUGAGGCUAAUGUUUGAAGGGAUUCUUGUUGAGGGACAAAGAGAUGUGAGUGAUUGUUGGUUUACAUUUUGAUGGAAAAUCAAUAGUUCUGCUUCAUGUUUCAUAUUAUUA